Molecule: messenger RNA, 2915 nt
Organism: Cavia porcellus (domestic guinea pig)
Lineage: Eukaryota; Metazoa; Chordata; Mammalia; Rodentia; Caviidae
Gene: Mtrr
Product: 5-methyltetrahydrofolate-homocysteine methyltransferase reductase
Exons: 16
Coding region: 239-2320 (693 amino acids)
Biological process (GO): homocysteine metabolic process
Cellular component (GO): cytosol
Molecular function (GO): flavin adenine dinucleotide binding; FMN binding; [methionine synthase] reductase (NADPH) activity
Source: RefSeq, a predicted model, not a curated record
GAUUUGUCCUUGCAUGCUGCGAUUUUGAGCUAUAGUGGAGCGUACUCCGGUCAGCGCUGCGUGGGUGAGGACCGCGUUGGCAGCGGGACUGGCUCAGCGGGGAAGUGGCCUACAGUCGGUGAGGGUGUCUCUAUACAGUUCAGGCUGCACUUAAACUGGCCAGGAUUCUCCUGUCUCUGCCUUCCAACAGCUGGGAUUACAGUGUCACCUCUGUAGCCAGCACACGUCCGCUGAGGUGAUGAGGAGGUUCCUGUUACUGUAUGCCACACAGCGAGGACAGGCAAAGGCCAUCGCAGAAGAAAUAUGUGAACAGGCCGGGGCGCAUGGCUUUUCUGCAGAUCUUCACUGCAUCAGUGAGUCCGAUAAGUAUGAUCUGAAAAUGGAAACAGCUCCUCUGGUGAUGGUGGUUUCUACCACAGGCACCGGGGAUCCACCGGACAGCGCCCGCAAGUUCGUUAAAGAGAUCCAUGACAAGACGCUGCCCGCCAACUGCCUUGCUCACCUGCAGUACGGGUUGUUAGGUCUGGGUGACUCGGAAUAUACCUACUUCUGCAAUGGGGGAAAAGUGAUCGAUAAACGGCUUCAGCAGCUCGGCGCCCGACGCUUCUAUGCCACUGGCCACGCCGAUGACUGUGUAGGUUUGGAACUCGUGGUUGAGCCGUGGAUCGCUGGACUUUGGGCCGCUCUCGCAGAGCACUUUAGGUCAAGGGAAGGACGAGAGGAGAUGAAUGGGGCACUCCCCGGGGCGGCACAUGUGCAGCCCGGGUCGCUCCAGAUCGAGUCUCAGGUGGGACUUCUGAGAUUGGAUGAUGCAAGGAGAAAGGACCCUGAAGGUCUGGAGCCGAAUGAGACGAAUGGAGGUCAAUCAGGGGCUGGGACUGAAGACCCCGAGCCCUCGCUGAUCUGCUCGGUCCCUCCACUCUCGCAAGCCUCUCUGAGUGUCCCUGCCUCCCCGGCAGCGUAUUUACAGGUGCAUCUGGAGGAGCCUCCGGGCCAGGAGCAAGGUCAAGCACCUGCGACUUCAGCCGGGGAGCCAGUCUUUCGAGUUCCAGUUUCAAAGGCCGUUCAGCUUACUGCGAGCGAUGCCAUCAAAACCACUCUGCUGCUGGAACUGGACAUUUCUAAAACAGAUUUCUCCUAUCAGCCGGGCGAUGCCUUCCAUGUGAUCUGUCCGAACAACGACUCAGAGGUGCAGGCCCUACUCCAGAGACUGCAGCUCGCUGAGCAGCGAGACCACCACGUCCUCUUGCAGGUCAAGGCGGACACCAAGAAGAAAGGAGCUGCCCUGCCCCGGCACAUACCUCAAAGGUGUCCUCUCCAGUUCCUGUUUACCUGGUGCCUUGACAUCCGAGCAGUCCCGAAAAAGGCAUUUGUGCGAGUGCUCGUGGACUACACCAGUGAGGGUCCCGAAAGGCGGCGGCUGCUGGAGCUGUGCAGUAAACAGGGAGCAGCGGAUUACAGCCGCUUUGUCCGAGAUGCCCGCGUCUGCCUGCUGGAUCUGCUGUGCGCCUUCCCGUCCUGCCAGCCACCACUUGACGUCCUGCUCGAACAUCUUCCUAAACUCCAACCCCGGCCGUAUUCUUGUGCAAGCUCGAGUUUGUCCCACCCAGACAAGCUUCGUUUCAUCUUCAACAUCGUGGAGUUCUUGUCACACACCCCGGCAGCGGUGACGCUGCGCAAGGGCUUGUGCACGGGGUGGCUGGCCGGCUUGGUCGCCUCAUCUCUUCAGCCAGACUCACAGGCAUCGCCUGCAGACGGUGGCACAGCCCCGGCUCCUGAGAUAUCCAUCUCUCCUCGAGCAGCCAGUUCUUUCCACCUGCCUGAGGACCCCUCGGCCCCCGUCAUUAUGGUGGGCCCCGGAACCGGCAUCGCGCCCUUUAUCGGUUUCCUACACCAUAGAGAGAAGCUCCAAGAGCAGCAGCCAGAUGGAAGUUUUGGGGCGAUGUGGUUGUUCUUUGGCUGUAGACAUAAGGAGAGGGACUACUUAUUCAGAGAGGAGCUCGGGCAUUUCCUGGAGCGUGGAGUCCUGACUCACCUCAAGGUCUGCUUUUCAAGAGACGCCCCUCUGAGUGGGGAGAAGGCCCCGGUGAAGUAUGUACAGGACGCGCUCCGGCUGCACGGCCAGCAGGUGGCGAGGGUCCUCCUCCGGGAGAAGGGCUGCAUUUACGUGUGUGGAGAUGCGAAGAACAUGGCCAGUGAUGUCAAUGACAGCCUCGUGGAAAUAAUAAGCAAAGAGCUUGGAGUCGACAAGCUAGAAGCAAUGCGAACGUUGGCUACUUUAAAAGAAGAAAAGCGGUAUCUUCAGGAUAUUUGGUCAUAAAAGCAGAAAACAAAGGAAAACGUAUAAGCCUUUUUGCUGAAAAUAUUAAACAACAAUGUCAUGAAGUCAAGAUUCAAAUCUUUUGAAAUCUUUUUUUAACAUUUUUUUGCGGGGCCCGGAGAGGAGUGAGACAGCACAGCAGACUUCCUGAUGCGCCUUAGCCUCCUCGCCCACUCCCUUCCCGAGCCUGUGACCCUUCUCAAAGUGCCUGUGUGUGGCUCCCGAGCCCGGGGCCAGCCUCCAGCUCCCCAGCAGGUCCUCGGGUCUGCGGCACUGGGGAGACCUCGCCGGCUCUGUGGGCCUAGGAGGCUCGUGGGGUGUCAGAGGGGCUGGAAUGGGCUGGGGUGCAAUUCUUGUGAACUUCCCAUGCUAACUUUUUUUUAAAAUAAUGUGAAGGUCAUAAGUCUUUUGUAUGAUACAUAUUCAUAAAGAAUAUCUACAUUGGUUUAUUUAAAUUAUACAUGUAGAACCUACCUGUUGUAUAUUUAUAUAAUUAUCAAAUGGUUAUUACCGAAAGUAUUUCUGAUAAAAAUAUUUUAAUUUUAAAUGAGUCCGCAAGAGUUUUUAUGAGAUUAAAACUGAAAUAUAUUUUGAA